Nymphaea colorata (pocket water lily) is the source of this 1432-nucleotide messenger RNA. RefSeq names its product vesicle-associated protein 1-1-like. Gene Ontology annotation, cellular component: plasma membrane; endoplasmic reticulum membrane. NCBI's taxonomy places the organism in Eukaryota, Viridiplantae, Streptophyta, Magnoliopsida, Nymphaeales, Nymphaeaceae. The transcript is spliced from 8 exons. Gene Ontology annotation, biological process: endoplasmic reticulum membrane organization. The record is from RefSeq and is a predicted model, not a curated record. The coding region runs from base 300 to 1013 and encodes 237 amino acids.
CACCUUUUUCCUCCUGUUAUUGCUUCCCCUUCAGCUUGCCGCUUCAACUAAAAGUGUGCGAUUCCAUUUCCGAACAAAAAGAAGAAAGGCAAAUAAAUAAAUGAAAUAAAUAGAAAAACAGGGGGGAAGCGGAGGAAUCGAUCGACGGCUUGAUUUCUGAUCCUUCCUAUCCAAUCCGUCCGGCGGAUCGAAGCCGCGGAGUCUGAGUUCCGAAGCUCCCCCUUUUUCUCGCGUUGGAUUUUGGUGCUUCCAGAAUCGUGCGGAUCUUCGCAAGGUUUUCUUGAAGAGACGGAGGAAAAAUGAGUUCCGACGAACUUCUCAGCAUCCAACCCAACGAGCUUAGAUUCCCGUUCGAAUUGAAGAAACAGAUCUCGUGCGCGAUCCAGCUGACGAAUCAAACAGACAAUUAUGUCGCCUUCAAGGUUAAGACUACGAAUCCGAAGAAAUAUUGCGUCCGGCCGAACACCGGGAUCGUCUUGCCUCGGAGCACUUGCGAUGUUGUAGUUACAAUGCAAGCCCAACGCGAGUCCCCACCGGACAUGCAGUGUAAGGAUAAAUUCUUACUCCAGAGUGUGGUUGCUACUCCUGGAGCUACCCAAAAAGAUAUUACGCCGGAAAUGUUCAAUAAAGAAGCUGGGAAUCAUGUUGAGGAGUGCAAAUUGAGGGUUCUGUAUGUGUCCCCACCCCAACCACCAUCACCAGUUGCAGAAGGAUCAGAUGAGGGUUCUUCUCCCCGCCCCUCUUUGUCAGAUAAUGGCAAUGCUGGGGUUGUUGAUGGUGUUGCACGGGAGCAUGUUGCUAAGGAUAAGAAUUCAGAGCUUCAGACAAAGGCUAUUGUGUCAAGGUUAACUGAAGAGAAAAACUCUGUCAUUCAACAAAACAGCAAGCUCCAACAAGAGCUGGAGCUUUUGAGAAAGCAAAGCAACAAAGCUUAUGGUGGCUUCCCCUUCCUGUACGUGGUGAUCGUUGGUUUGCUAGGAAUCCUCAUUGGCUAUCUCUUGAGGAGAACGUGAUGAUGUUGCUGUUGGGUUGUAUUUAUGGGCAAGUCUUCACAAGUGGAUUUGGACAUUGUGUGAAAAAGAGAAUUAACAUAAUUAUCAGGCUUGUUAGAUGGUUCUCUAUUGAGCACCGUUCUUACUGUAUUGGUUGAUUGUUGUCAUUUCUCUUCUAUCUUUUUCUCUCUUCCUCUUUUCCCAGUAUUGGUAUCUCUUUUUUGGGGAUUAGCUAGUUUACCCUAGAAAUCCAAAUGUUGCCUUUGCAGUUCAUUGAAGGGCAUUCUCUCAGAAAACUGGAAAUGCUUUUGUCAAUCAUGCUUUUGGCUUCUGGCUACUCUUGCUUUUGUCUUUCUUUGUCGGCUUAUCAUUGAUGUACCUAAAUUGUGUUUUUCCUUUUAUUCAUCUAAUGAAGCCCUGCAAACGGGAUUUGAGUGCAA